Molecule: messenger RNA, 1233 nt
Organism: Camellia sinensis
Lineage: Eukaryota; Viridiplantae; Streptophyta; Magnoliopsida; Ericales; Theaceae
Source: RefSeq, a predicted model, not a curated record
AUGGUGGAAGACAGAGGGUGGAAGCCGGUUCUGCGCAAGUAUAGUGGUAAGGGUGGUAGGAAUUCAGAUCUCAGUAAUGAGAUUCACACGAUCUUUGUGGAUAAUCUCCCAGAAUCUAUGGACCCAAAAGGGUUGUAUAACAUAUUCAUCAAUUUUGGGGUAGUGAAGGAUGUGUUCAUCCCUAACAAAAGGAGAAAGGUGACUAGAUCAAGAUUUGGGUUUGUCCGGUACGACUGUCCAGUGGCAACGAACAUAGCGGUCCAAAAAGCUCAUGGUAUCUGGUGCGAUAACAGAGCUUUGAAAGUGAAGAUAGCAGAUUUUGCUCAAGGAAAAGAGGACAACCAGAAACCAGUAAGUACAUCAGUUGGUAGAAGGGAUUUUGCCACAACAAGCAAAGGUAUGGAUACGCUACAAAGACGGGAUUUUGCCACAAUCAGCAGAGCUACAAAUACGAUACAAAGGGGAAAGUCGUUUGCACAAAUAUUGACUGGUUCAGGGCUGGUUUCAAAUUCAAACAUUAGUAUCCAAACUUAUGAGGAGGGGAAUGGUUGGUUGUAUGAAAGUGCAAUUGUUCGAUUGAAAUCUCACAUAUGUGCGGGGGAGUUCAAAGAGGAAUUGAAGAACAGAGGAAUGGGAAAUGUUUACGUUAGAGAUGGAGGGGGAAGAGAUAUUGUGCUAACGUUUGAAUCAGCGGGCUCCUUGAAUGAGAAGCUCAAAUCGAUGGAGGGGUGGAGUCAGCCAUGGUGCGAAUCCGUCAAGGUAUGGCAGCAGGGGAUGAUCCUUGAUCAAGAAAGAUCUGUAUGGCUCACUUGUUAUGGUGUUCCUCUGAAUCUCUGGAGUAGCAAUACGUUUAGUAGCAUUGGAAGGGUAUGGGGAGAGGUCAUAGGCAUUGAUGAGGAUACAUCCAGAAUGAUGUCUUUUCACAGUGGUAAGGUGAGGAUUGCUACUAAGUGCAUGGAGUCCAUAAACACAACCAUUAUUCUGCGAUGCAAGGGAAUCGAUUUUCCAGUCAAGGUGUGUGAAGAACAGGUGGUAAUCUCAGAGGUGAUAUACAAGCAAUGUAAAUGCUAUAGUGAACAGGCCCAAAUGGCAAAUUCAAAUUCAAAUGGUGAGGAGCAGGAUCAAGAGCAGAGAUCCGUUGUAGGGAGCAAAGAGGGUGAAGAUGUAGCUGAUGUGGAGGGCCACGGUGGUGGUGAGCUGGAUAACACAGAUGUUGUGGGGGAAAAGGGCUAA